Molecule: messenger RNA, 6222 nt
Organism: Musca domestica (house fly)
Lineage: Eukaryota; Metazoa; Arthropoda; Insecta; Diptera; Muscidae
Exons: 3
Coding region: 1-6222 (2073 amino acids)
Biological process (GO): DNA integration
Molecular function (GO): nucleic acid binding
Source: RefSeq, a predicted model, not a curated record
AUGGCUAUGAAUGAGGUUAAGGUACGCGACUCAGCAUCCAGAGCCAUAAAGAGGUAUAUGGAGGCUAGUAAGAAGGAUGAGAUGGCUAUUAAUUUGGAAAUGGCCCAAAAUUAUAGUCUGCUUCUGGAAGAGCAGUGGCGACGCUUUAACCAAGCGCAGGAAAAGGUGGAGAUAUCUUGUGGCGUGGAAUACCAGGUGGAAGAAGAAGCACGUAUUCAAGCUGAGGAAUGGUAUCUGCUCGCAAAAAGCAAUUUUGACAAAUUGCUAGCCGCGCAUCCUUCAGUAGUUCAAAAUGAAGUCGCCUACAACCCACAACUUUCGCCCACGGAUGCCCCUGUUGCAACUGCAUCCAUACAAUUGCCGAAAAUACAGUUAACAACAUUUGACGGCAGAUCAGCGGACUGGGUAUCUUUCCACGAUACAUUUUGUUCCUUGAUACACACAAACACCAGCAUCACAGAUGGUCAAAAGAUGCAUUAUUUACGCAGUUGCCUUAAAGGGGAAGCUUUACAAGCUAUCAGCGGACUUAAAGUAGGUGACGCAAAUUACUCCGAGGCCUGGAACAUUUUAAUAGAUCGCUAUAAGGUUAUGCGAUUAUUAGUGGAUACGCAUUUACAUGCAAUUUUCACAAUAGAGAAGUCUACAAAAGACACUGCCGCAUCAAUAAAGUCAAUACAUGGCUUAGUAUUGCAACAUAUUGCUGCUUUACGUGCACUUGGCCGCCCCGUAGACCUGUAUGACGAUUGGUUGGUUUACUGGACAGUAUCAAAGCUUGCAUAUGAAACCCGAAAACAAUGGGAAUUGUCAUUAACGGAUGACUCGCCUCCAACAUUUGAGGAAUUAUCGGAAUUCCUUCUCAUAAGAGCCCGUUCACUGGAAAUGCUUGGAAAUUCCGAUCCGCCCAGACAAUCAAAACCCAUAACUAGACAAUUGAAAGGGAGUAUGAGUGCAUUUCAUAGCAGCGCCCCGAGUCAGAGUAAGUGCACAUAUUGCAACAAAGAUCACAAGAUCUAUCAUUGUGAUGACUAUGACAAGCUGAGUGCAAAAAGAAAGUUCGAUGCGAUUCGACAAAAGAACGCAUGCUUUAAUUGCCUCAGUUUAGGACACACGACAACAAGCUGUAAAAGCUCGUCGAAAUGCCGAAUAUGUCACCGCAGUCAUCACACCUCAAUCCACGAAGCAUUCACCGCAAAUUAUCAAUGCAGUUCGCCCGCAAGUCAAUCAGCAGUUAUUGCUACCCCGCUACCCGCUCAACAUACUACGAAUACGCAUUUGGCUACACCAAACAACGGCAUAGCAGCCACCGCACAGUAUGUUAACAGCUUUAACACAGCUUUUGCCCCUAAAUCAAAAUCCGUAAAAAUCAUCGCACUAUUGGGUACUGCCCUAGUCCGUAUCAAGGACGAGUCCGGCAGACUCCAACCUGCAAGAGCCCUGUUUGAUAGUGGAUCGCACGCAACAUUUAUAACAGAGGCUUGUGCUCAGCGCCUCCGCAUACCCCGCAAACCCGCAUCGCUAACGGUAACUGGCAUUGGAACAUCACAAGGAGGUGGUGUAAAAGGUGAAGUAGAUUUAAUACUUUGUCCUAAAACAUCCACUAACCUCUUCAAUAUCAUUGCUCUUGUUUUACCAAAAUUGACAAACGAUUUACCAUCUGUGGAAAUUCCUACCGUGUCCUGGCCACACAUCGAGAAUCUACGCCUCGCAGACCCACAUUUUUAUCACCCUGGUCCUAUUGAUUUACUAAUUGGUGUCGAUGAAAUGGACAAAUUUAUCAUUGAAGGGUUUAAACGGGGACCACCGGGAACACCAAUGGCAUUUAAUACACAUUUAGGCUGGAUUUUAUACGGAAAUGUUCUCGCGACCUCUCCUAACCUUCAUGUUGCGAAUCUGCAUUGUGACCUGCAACUCGCCAGAGCCGUUAGUAAGUUUUGGGAAAUCGAAGAGCCUUGUGCUAAGAGGCAUUACACUGCUGAAGAGUUGGCAUGUGAAAGGCAUUUUAAGAAGACGCACGGCAGAGCUGACGAUGGGCGAUUUGUCAUUCAAUUGCCUUUCAGAGAUUCUAUGGUAUUGGGAGAAUCUCGCGGGAUAGCACUGCGUAGCUUGAAACGUUUAGAAGCCAGACUAGCCAACGACGCAAGUUUAAGGGACCAAUACAACGCAUUCAUGGAUGAGCUUCUUUCAAUGGGGCAUAUGGAACUGGUUCCUACAACAUCUGUACCGACGGAGCACUGUUACUACAUGCCGCACCAUGCAGUGUUAAAGGAAACCAGCUCCACGACAAAACUGCGCGUUGUAUUUAAUGCGUCGAUGAAGACGUCUACAGGUCUAUCGCUCAACGACGCCCUCAUGGUGGGGCCGCAACUACAAGAUGAUAUGUUUUCGAUUCUGCUACGAUUUCGCCAACAUCGCUUUGCCAUGAUGGCAGAUGUGGAAAAAAUGUAUAGGCAGGUGUAUGUAGCAGAAAAGGAUACGGAUUUUCAACGCAUCGUUUGGCGUCGAUCUCCCGCAGAGCCUAUCAUGGACUACCGCUUACUAAGAGUUACAUAUGGUGUAGCUUCCGCAUCUUAUUGUGCUGUAAAAUGCAUGCAGCAAACUGCUAACAACGCUAACGAAAGCGUUGCCCGCAUUAUCACUCGCGAUUUUUACAUGGACGACAUGCUCAGUGGGGCCUCCAGUGAGGAGGAGCUACUUUCACUACAAUAUGAAGUGUCCCAACAUUUAUCACAAGGUGGAUUUGAACUACGAAAAUGGGCAACAAAUUCCACAAAGCUCAUUGAACGCAUUCCACAGACGUCUAUGCAAACAACGCAUCUCCUUGUGGCUGAUAAGGAAGUUCGAACAUUAGGUAACAUAUGGAACACUACAGAUGACAGUAUCUCAUUAGCCGUCAACUUAAAGGAGUUACCGCAUAGAAUAACUAAACGAGUAUUCCUGUCGGACACUAGUACGCUUUUCGAUCCAUUGGGAUUAAUCGCUCCAUGCACGAUUCGAUCAAAAUUAUGGAUGCAAGAACUGUGGAGCGCUAAUGUCAACUGGGACGAAGAAGUGCCUAAGUCUAUACUGCGUGAGUGGAUAAAACACCGAAAUGGUCUUCAAAAGUUAUCAACGUUAAGACUCUGCCGCUGGAUUAAUACAUCAGAUACCACAAAUACCGAAUUUCACGUAUUCGCUGAUGCUUCAAAUCGAGCUUACGCAGCCGCUCUAUACGCACGCACUGUUCACCAUGACGGAAAGGUAAAUGUUUCAUUGGUAACUGCCCGCGCUAAAGUAGCACCGCUAAAAACUAAAACGCUACCCCGCCUCGAGCUAUGUGGAGCUUCACUAGCAGCAAAGCUUAUUCGGAAGGUAAGAGAAAGCAUUGGCAGUGGAUUUCGAAUGUAUGCCUGGACAGAUUCAACUGUGGUACUCGCGUGGUUGCACAGCCAUCCUAGCCGAUGGUCAACUUAUGUUGCAAACCGCGUGGCAGAGGUCCAAGAUGUUCUUCCCCCUGAAAUAUGGAAUCAUGUACGCUCAGAACACAAUCCAGCAGAUUGUGCUUCAAGAGGCGUCAACGCCAGUCAUUUGCUACAACAUAAUCUUUGGUGGAAUGGACCCGAUUGGCUACGAAGCAUCAUACCUACAUGGCACCGAAGCAAUUCCAGUGAACAUUCAACUUGUCUUGAAGCGCGCAAGAUAGCAGUAGCAACGGCUCAAAUCGCCAAUGAUAUUGAGUAUUGGGAUUUUCUUUUCCGGUACUCAUCCUUCGACAAACUAGUUCGAAUCACAUCUUAUUUGAGACGCUUUAUAUACAACAUCAAGUGCAAGCUACAAAAUUCAACGCCCCGCUGCGGAUCUUUUACGAUUGCUGAAUUGCACGAAUCCGAGUCUCUAUUGGUUAAGUAUGAUCAACAUUUUGUAUUUAAUCAAGAAGUUAUUGCUUGCAGAGAUAAAAGGAUUGUACCGAAGCGUAGCAGUUUACUUCGUUUAAACCCCUUUCUGGACGAACAAGGCAUUCUCCGUGUAGGAGGUCGGCUACGCUAUUCGAAUUUGCAUUAUGAAGCCCGCCAUCAAAUUAUUUUGCCCAAGAAGUCGCCGCUAGCCAAGGCCAUCGUAUCCGAUAUUCAUUUAUACACUUUGCAUGCUGGCCCUCGUAUUAUGCAAGCUACGCUCGAAAGGCGUUUUUGGGUAGUCGGCGCUCGCAAUCUUAUACGCAGGAUAUAUGCCAGCUGUGUGAAAUGUACAGAAUUGAAUCAUCGACCAGUUCAACAAAUGAUGGCAGACCUUCCUGCUAGUCGUUUUACCUUCAGGCGAUGCUUCCUACAUACGGCUGUAGAUUUCGCAGGACCAUUUACGCUAAAAUAUACUCACGGAAGAGGAAGCAGAUCAACAAAGGGUUAUAUUUCUUCGUUCAUUUGCAUGAGCACAGGCGCUAUGCACCUCGAGUUGGUCGGCAGUUUAUCUUCGGAAGAUUUCAUCGCAGCCUUUAAACGUAUAAUUAAUCGAAGAGGUUUCAUCGCACACGUUUACUCCGACAACGGAACAAAUUUCGUUGGUGCCAAUAAGGAGAUACACAUGAUGUUUAAUAAAUGCAUGGCCGAUCCCGCAGUAAAGGCAUACUUUGAGAAGUCCCGAAUAACGUGGCACUUCAAUGCUCCUAGUGCCCCUCAUAUGGGAGGUUAUUGGGAGGCAGGCGUAAAACGCGUAAAGUACCACCUCAAAAGAGCUCUUGGAGAUGUCCUGCUGACAUAUGAAGAAUUCAACACUCUUCUAACAGAAGUGGAAGCAUGUGUGAAUUCUCGCCCACUUGUUGCGCUUUCAUCACAUCCGGGAGAAGAAGAAACAUUAACGCCGGGUCACUUUAUCAUCGGCGAGCCAUUAAAAUCAUUGCCCGAGCCUGACACCACCGACCUCCGAGGUUCGCUUUCGCAACGAUGGCAAACUAUCAGUGCCAUGAGACAACAUUUUUGGCGCCGCUGGAAGAAACACAGUCGUUCUCAUCCUCGCCAUUCUCGUCGUUAUAUUAAUACUUCAUCGUCCCUUAAUAAUUCAACGCUUGAAGUAACCUCAAGUGGUGGUGGCCAUUGUGGAGAGAAUCCGCCAGCCACUGGGCCAGUAACAGCAGCAACAACAUCAUCGACGACAGCAAGGAGGACAACAUCGUCGUCACAGUCAGUGACAGUUCCGCAAACGGCAAGGAGUCGUCAGCCACGUUUUGCCACAUUGAAUUGCAUCAAUGGCAGUAGUAAUGACAAUGAUGCUGAUGAUGGCUAUGGCGAUGUCAACAACGUUGUCCACGAAAACGAUGAUGACGACCCAGAAUUGUUGGUAAAUCGACAAGAGAUACAACAACGACCCUUUUUGUGUCGUACACCACCGCCAAAUUAUCACUCAUUGUCGUCGGUGACGCCACCUCCUUUGUAUACGCCACGUCACUGGGAAAGGCAAGACGAAGAGCAAAUAAAUCCUGGAGAUCUUCCCACUGUUGGCAGUCGCAUUGAAAAUGCAACACAAGACACACAGACACAACGGCAACAGCAUCCAUUUCCGACAUUUCCACCACCACCGCCACCAGCAGCCACAGCAGCAGCAUCUCCAGAAAUUCCAGCAUUGCCUUUAAGGCUUUAUCGAGUACCGGAAGUUCUUGGUCCUGGCAUUGAUGACAACGCUGAUGAGGAUUAUGUUUUCUUAAAUGGACAUAAUAUCAACGAAAGAAGAACGAGAAGAAGGAGCCGAAGCAGCAGAGGAUGCAAUAGCUCAAGCGUAGCCCAGCUAUUGCCAUUUGAAGUCGCAUCGUUAUAUGGCCAUGCCAGGCAGGAACCAUUGCUGGCCAAUGAAAGCUAUUCGCCGAGAAAUGUGGCAACAGUGUCAUCACAACAUCAUCCCCAGGAAGAACAUCAUCAUCAAAGACGUAGAACACAACGUCGCCGUAAAUUCCAUUUAUUACAACAACAACAGCAACAAUCGAACUCUCCCAUCGUUGGGAAUCCGAAUAACAUCGACAGUAGCACAGAUUCUGACAGCUCAACGAGCUCGAGUGAUAUCAACGAGAAUUUUAACGAAGAUCAGUCCCAUAUCGGCACGACCAGGGAUCAGAGAAGACGCCGAAGGCAACGUUUAUUGAAAUUAAGAGCAUCACUGUUUAACGCAUACAUCGAUUUAGGCAAUAUUACCGCUAUUGAUACACAAUCAGCUGUUAACAGCUUUGUUUUGACACAACCAGUUUCUCUGCAAACAUCAUGA